Leptomonas pyrrhocoris is the source of this 1816-nucleotide messenger RNA. Its product is annotated as vacuolar protein sorting-associated protein 4. The coding region runs from base 479 to 1816 and encodes 445 amino acids. Gene Ontology annotation, molecular function: ATP hydrolysis activity; ATP binding. The transcript has a single exon. Lineage: Eukaryota; Euglenozoa; Kinetoplastea; Trypanosomatida; Trypanosomatidae. The record is from RefSeq and is a predicted model, not a curated record. Gene Ontology annotation, biological process: vacuole organization; endosomal transport.
AGAGAAUAUUGUUUCCUGUUGAGUGAUUUACUCUCUUCCAUUCUUUACGUGCCUCUGCGUUGUGUCUCUUCCCUUCUGUCGAGUUUUUUUUCCCCUACAAUACGUUUUCUCUUUCGGGGUUUGUGUGUGUGUAUUUGUCUUUUGAUAGUUGUGCUUUGCGGCACGAUUUGUGGUCCUGAAGCCUGAGCAAACACCUCUAGCGUUCCUCUUCCUCUUCACCCGUGCCCGCGUACAUCUUUCGAACAGCACGCUUCACCUCGUCGGGGGAGAGGACAAGUCUGUAAGCAUAUUCGCUGGUUUAAUUCGUCGACUUAACCACUCGUUUCCUCCUUUAUAUAUAUAGUAUUCAACUGUCUUCUUUGCUGCCUUGCUUUUCUUUCUGCCUGGUGUUUGCGAUUCUCUACCCAUCGCGUUCCGCUUCUUUUGUUCCUUUUGCUGUUUUUCUUUUUGUUUCUCUUGAUUUACUUGUGUUGUCGCGAUGUCCGUGGAUUUCACCAGCAAAGGCGUCGAGCUGUUCAAGAAGGCGGCGGCGCUCGAUGAGAGCAAGGAGUAUGAGGAGGCGUACCGCUGGUACAUGGAGACGAUCGACGUGUUUCUCACUGCGAUCAAGUACGAAAACAAAAACCCCACGAAGCGAGAGUAUUUGAAACGUAAAGUGUCGGACAUCAUCGCACGCGCAGAGAAGAUCAAGGAGUACUUGGACAACUCCCGUGAUCAGGACGCCGGCAAUCAACCAGGCGCUAACGCCACCGCCCAGAAGACCGCCUCCGCGAGCAAGAAGGCGAAGGAGGACGACGAGGAUAAACAGCGCAUGCGCAACAACCUCGACGGCGCCAUCGUCCGAGUGAAGCCGGAUGUGAAGUGGGAUCAAAUAGCCGGUCUGGAGGCCGCCAAGCAGGCGCUGAAGGAGUCCGUCAUUUUGCCCAUGAAGUUUCCACAGCUUUUCACCGGCAAGCGAAAGCCGUGGCGCGGCAUCCUGCUCUACGGCCCUCCUGGUACGGGUAAGUCGUACCUCGCCAAGGCCGUUGCGACGGAGGCGGAUGGCACCUUCCUCAGCGUCAGCAGCUCCGACCUGCUCUCGCGCUGGCUGGGCGACUCCGAGAAACUCGUCCGCAGCCUCUUCGAGAUGGCGCGCGAGGCUUACAAGACAGAAGGCAAGCCCUCCAUCAUCUUCGUGGACGAGAUCGACUCCCUCGUGUCGGCGCGCUCCGACAGCGAAAACGACGCGUCGCGUCGUGUCAAGACGGAGUUCCUCGUGCAGAUGCAAGGCGUGGGCCACGAUGACGAGGGGGUCCUCGUGCUCGCCGCGACGAACAUUCCGUGGUGCCUCGACAGCGCCAUUCGUCGCCGCUUUGAGCGCCGAAUUUAUAUCCCGCUACCGGAGCUGCCGGCGCGUGUGCAGAUGUUUAAAAUUCACAUGGGCGAUACCCCCAACACCCUCGUCGACGACGAUUGGCUGGAUCUGGCGAAGCGGACAGAGUGGUACUCGGGCAGCGAUAUCGAGAACGUGGUGCGCAACGCGCUGAUGGAAUGCGUGCGCACGUUGCAGGUGGCGACGCACUUUAAGCGGGUACCGGGCCCCAACCCACACGACCCAACGCGUACGGUGAACAACCGCCUCGUGCCGUGCUCGCCCGGCGACCCCGACGCCUUUCCGAUGUCCGCGGUGGAGAUCCCAGAGCCGGAGCUGCUGAUGCCGAUGCCGGUGACGAAGGAGGAUUUUAUUAAAGCGCUGCGCACCAGCAAGCCGUCGGUGAACCAGGACGACAUUGACCAGCACGUCAAGUUCACAGCUGAUUUUGGCCAGGAGGGCUAA